Molecule: messenger RNA, 597 nt
Organism: Mycena citricolor
Lineage: Eukaryota; Fungi; Basidiomycota; Agaricomycetes; Agaricales; Mycenaceae
Source: the annotation of a GenBank genome assembly
AAAAGAACGUGCCCUCUCUGCUGCUACAGAGGAAGUCUUCGUCGAGUUCAUCAAGGUGGGCAUUUCCCGGCACAUAGUCAGACUUGACGCUUUUCUCAUUCUACUUCAGGUUCUCGGUCACCGUGGAAUACCGUUAACAGUAGACACGAUUACUGCCUAUGCGUGUCGCAUGGUUGGGAAGGAACUCGGGAAGACAUGGGGGCGGCGGUUCAUGGAACGUCAUCGAGAUCUCAAGGUGAGCAUUCAGCUCUACACGGUCAUCAUAUCCUCAACUUGAAUCCAGAUCAAGGCAUCCUCAAUGCUUGAGGAGUGUCGGGCUAUGUCUCUCAACCCAACAGUCGUUCGUCAAUUCUUUGUGAUGCUCGAGUCCGUCAUCAAAGAGUACGAGAUCCAGCCGAAGAACAUGUACAACAUGGACGAGAAAGGUAUACAACUUGGAAUGGCUGGACGCAUCACGGUUGUUGUCGAUCGCGAUCAGCGAGGCGUUCAGACAAUUGCUAACGGCAAUCGAGAACUUGUGACAAUUCUCGAGUGUCUAUGCGCUGACGGAGAUGCCUUGGCUCCCUCAUUUGUCUUCCAGGGUCAACGUCGAGACAA